AUGAAGUCGUUCGGAAUCGCCGCUGCCGCGGCUGCGCUCUUCGCGCGCGCCGCCCUGGCGGACGUCCCACCGAUUGUCAUCAAGGGCUCCAAGUUCUUCUACUCCAACAACGGCACCCAGUUCUACAUCCGCGGUGUCGCCUACCAGCAGGAGUACUCCACCAACAGCAGCUCGUCCGACAGCAGCGCCGACAACUACAAGGACCCGCUUUCCGACACCACCAGCUGCAAGCGUGACAUCCCCUACCUCACCGAGCUCCGCACCAACACCAUCCGUGUCUACGCCAUCAACCCUGACGAGGACCACGAUGAGUGCAUGCAGGCGCUGCAGGACGCCGGCAUCUACGUCGUUGCUGACCUGUCGUCUCCCGGCACCUCCAUCAACCGCAACGAUGCCGCCUGGAACGACAAGCUGUACGCCCGCUACACUGCCGUCAUCGACGCCAUGGCCAAGUACAACAACACCCUCGGUUUCUUCGCCGGUAACGAGGUCUCCAACCAGGCCAACAACACCGACGCCUCCGCUUUCGUGAAGGCCGCCGUCCGCGACAGCAAGGCCUACAUCAAGGCCCAGGGCUACCGCACCAUUGGUGUUGGUUAUGCUACCAACGAUGAUGCCGACAUCCGUGUCGACAUGGCUGACUACUUCGACUGCGGUGACUCCGCCUCUGCCAUCGACUUCUGGGGCUACAACAUCUACUCGUGGUGCGGUGACUCUUCGUACACCAAGUCCGGCUAUGAUGUUCGCACCAAGGAGUUCGAGAGCUACAACGUCCCCGUCUUCUUCGCUGAGUACGGCUGCAACGAGGUCACUCCCCGCAAGUUCACCGACACUCCUACCCUCUUCGGUGACCAGAUGAACGAUGUCUGGUCCGGUGGUAUCGUCUACAUGUACUUCCAGGAGGAGAACGACUACGGUCUCGUCACCGUCGAUGGCAACACCGUCAGCACCCUCAAGGACUUCAGCUACUACUCCAGCCAGAUCCAGAAGGCCACUGCUACUGGUGUCAACUCUGCCGACUACACUCCCACCAACACCGCCGCCGCCGACUGCCCGUCCGUCGGCACUGCUUGGCAGGCCAAGGCUACUCCUCUUCCCCCGACCCCCAACACGGAGCUCUGCCAGUGCAUGUACAACUCGCUGAGCUGCGUUGUUGCUGAGGAUGUCGACACUGACGACUACGGUGACCUUUUCGGCGUUGUCUGCGGUCUUAACGACGAGGCUUGCGCCGGUAUCACCCACAACGCCACCACCGGUGUCUACGGUGCCUACAGCAUGUGCAACACCACUGAGCAGAUGGCUUUCGUCCUCAACCGCUACUACGAGCUUGCCGACAGCAGCUCCAGCGCUUGCGCUUUCUCUGGCUCUGCUACCCUCAAGUCUGCCGUCACCCCCACUGGCCAGUGCUCUAGCCUGAUCAAGGAGGCCGGUACCGCCGGUACCAACACCAUCACCUCUACCCCCACUGGCACCGGUUCCAGCAGCGGCAGCGCUUCCGGCACUUCCACUGGUGCUGCUAUGGCCAUCCAGGCCCCCAGCUUCCAGAUCGGCGGUGUUGUCCAGAUGGGUGCUUACAUCUUCGGUGCCGUCCUCACCGGUGCUGGCAUGAUCCUUCUGUAA
This is a messenger RNA of Lasiodiplodia theobromae, 1620 nucleotides long. RefSeq names its product Glycolipid anchored surface protein GAS1. The record is from RefSeq and is a predicted model, not a curated record. Gene Ontology annotation, cellular component: cytoplasm; fungal-type cell wall. Gene Ontology annotation, biological process: fungal-type cell wall (1->3)-beta-D-glucan biosynthetic process. Gene Ontology annotation, molecular function: 1,3-beta-glucanosyltransferase activity. The transcript has 2 exons. NCBI's taxonomy places the organism in Eukaryota, Fungi, Ascomycota, Dothideomycetes, Botryosphaeriales, Botryosphaeriaceae. The coding region runs from base 1 to 1620 and encodes 539 amino acids.